Messenger RNA from Triticum urartu, 1442 nucleotides. Its product is annotated as thiol protease aleurain. NCBI's taxonomy places the organism in Eukaryota, Viridiplantae, Streptophyta, Magnoliopsida, Poales, Poaceae. Gene Ontology annotation, molecular function: cysteine-type peptidase activity. Gene Ontology annotation, biological process: proteolysis. The record is from RefSeq and is a predicted model, not a curated record.
GGCACCGGGACGCGAGCUCCCUACUGGCCUGCCCCGCCUGCCCAACCCAGUAAACUACUGCCACCCAUCCGCCGGCGAAAUGGCCCACGCCCGCAUCCUCCUCCUGGCGCUCGCCGCCCUGGCCACGGCCACCGUCGCCGUCGCCUCCUCCUCCUCCUUCGCCGUCUCCAACCCGAUCCGGCCCGUCACCGAGCGCGCCGCUUCGACGCUCGAGUCCACCGUCCUCGCCGCGCUCGGCCGCACCCGCCACGCCCUCCGCUUCGCGCGCUUCGCCGUCAGGUACGGCAAGAGCUACGAGAGCGCGGCGGAGGUGCGGAGGCGGUUCCGGAUCUUCUCCGAGAGCCUCGAGGAGGUGCGCUCCACCAACCGGAAGGGCCUAUCCUACCGCCUCGGCAUCAACCGCUUCUCGGACAUGAGCUGGGAGGAGUUCCAGGCGACCCGGCUCGGCGCGGCGCAGACCUGCUCGGCCACGCUCGCCGGCAACCACCUGAUGCGCGACGCCGCCGCGCUCCCGGAGACCAAAGACUGGAGGGAGGAUGGGAUCGUUAGCCCCGUAAAAGACCAGUCCCAUUGCGGCUCCUGCUGGACGUUCAGCACUACUGGUGCACUUGAGGCAGCAUAUACUCAGGCCACUGGAAAGAACAUCUCUCUUUCUGAGCAACAGCUGGUUGACUGUGCCGGCGGAUUCAAUAAUUUCGGAUGCAGCGGAGGCCUUCCAUCCCAGGCAUUUGAGUACAUCAAAUACAAUGGAGGGAUCGACACCGAGGAGUCCUACCCUUACAAGGGUGUCAAUGGCGUCUGCCAUUACAAGGCUGAAAAUGCCGUAGUUCAGGUUUUGGACUCUGUUAACAUCACACUGAACGCUGAGGACGAACUGAAAAACGCCGUCGGGUUGGUUCGCCCAGUGAGUGUUGCCUUUGAGGUGAUCAACGGUUUCAGGCAGUACAAGAGCGGAGUUUACAGUAGCGACCAUUGCGGUACUACACCUGAUGACGUGAACCACGCCGUCUUGGCGGUCGGGUACGGCGUGGAGAACGGCGUCCCGUAUUGGCUCAUCAAGAACUCGUGGGGCGCCGACUGGGGUGACAAUGGUUACUUCAAGAUGGAAAUGGGCAAGAACAUGUGUGCUGUUGCUACCUGUGCGUCCUACCCCAUCGUAGCGGCAUGAAGCGCCAAAUCGACGAGUUCAGUCUCGAUUCGCUAGACAUGAAUAAUGUGUUUUCAGCCCACAAGACAUGAAGAUUGGGGGAUACAGAAACUGAAACUCUGCUGUGAAUAUAAAACCACAAGGACUACAGUUGCAGUGAACCACGUGCGUGUACUCUUCUUCUGUAUGGUUGUAUGGCUAUAUAUGUAGGUGAUACAGCAAUUUAUUGGGGUUUCGCAUGUAUGUCUACGACAUUUUAUUUCCGGGACAAAUAAAAUGGCCCAUUCAUAGUUCA